Messenger RNA from Sorghum bicolor (sorghum), 679 nucleotides. Its product is annotated as codanin-1. The record is from RefSeq and is a predicted model, not a curated record. NCBI's taxonomy places the organism in Eukaryota, Viridiplantae, Streptophyta, Magnoliopsida, Poales, Poaceae. The transcript has 4 exons. Bases 1 to 486 code for a protein of 161 amino acids.
AUGGCCCAAAUCGCACAAAAUGGACGCCACCGCCACCGCGGCUGCGAGGCGCCUCCUCCUCCCGCUCCGCGCCCUGCCGCCGGCGCCGCCGCGGGGCGCGGCGGUCUCCGCGCCGCGCGCCCGGCGGUGACACGGUCCGAGGAGGAGAGUCCAUGCCUCCCCAGCGCGCGCGUCCCUGGACAGCGCCGCGGUCCUGCUCGAUGCCGCGGCCGCGGUGGCCGUCGGCGGGACAGGGUACUCGCAGGCGAGCUACUACACGUCGCUGGGGCUGUUCGUUCUCUCCGUGCUGGGGCUGUGGUCCCUCAUCAAGCGCUCCGUCAAGUCCAAGAUGGCGCUUUGUUGCAACCCUGCUGCACCUGGGAUUAUGGUAGCUUCUGUUGCUACCAAACUGACAUGCUAAAGAAUGACAAUGAGAAUGACAAGAGAGGGGCGUCGCUAUAUGGAAUGUUAUUGGUUAAUAGUGUGGUAUGGAGGAUGUCUCAGUAAAGUGAAAAGCCUCAGUAAUGUUUAGGGGUAGCUACAUCUCUUUUUGUUAGCUUGAUGAAUAUUCAAGAUGUUGAAAUGGCUAUGUUCAUUGUCAUUUUGGACAUGUGACUUAGAUGUAGCGUGAUAUAUAUUGCUACCUGGAUGUAUGAGUUUGACAAUAUAAUUUUUCCAACCUGGGAUUUUGUCAAGAUUG